Poeciliopsis prolifica (blackstripe livebearer) is the source of this 3570-nucleotide messenger RNA. RefSeq names its product probable E3 ubiquitin-protein ligase HERC6. The record is from RefSeq and is a predicted model, not a curated record. Bases 51 to 3095 code for a protein of 1014 amino acids. Lineage: Eukaryota; Metazoa; Chordata; Actinopteri; Cyprinodontiformes; Poeciliidae. The transcript is spliced from 23 exons. Gene Ontology annotation, molecular function: ubiquitin-protein transferase activity.
CCAGCUGAAGUAGACCAGCCGCGAGACGCUGAGGUCAGUCUAGAGCAGACAUGCAGAUGUUUUGUUGGGGAGACAGCUCGAGUGGACAGUUUGGGGUCCAAGCAGCCCUGAGCCCGGUGUCCUGGACCGGGCCCGGAACCGUAACCGACAUCUGCUGCGGAGAGCAGCACACCUUAUUCCUCAGAGCCGACGGCAAAGUUUUAUCAUGUGGACACAACUCGCAGGGCCGACUUGGUCGAAGGAACCAAAGUGGAAAGAUGCUUGGGUCUGUGGAGGGACUCGGUGAUGUUGUCGCCAUGGCUUGUGGUCAGGACCAUUGUCUGGCUGUAUGUUCUUCUGGACAAGUGUUUUCUUGGGGGGCAGGAGAAGAUGGGCAGCUUGGGCUUGCACAAAGGCACCCCAGCAACAACCUUAGACCCAGCCGAGUGCCCAUCCCAUUGCCCAUACAGGUAAUCCAAGUGGCUUGUGGAAACUCCCAUUCCCUUGCAUUGACCAAAGGAGGAGAUGUCUUCUCCUGGGGUUUAAACAGUCAUGGGCAGCUGGGCCUGGGGAAGGACGUGACACUGCAGAACAGACCCGACCUGGUGUACGCCUUGACCGGAGUUGCAGUAACCCAGGUUGCAGCCGGAGGAAGCCACACACUGUUCCUCACGCUCUCCGGCCUGACGUACUGCUGUGGGGCCAAUAAAUCUGGCCAGCUGGGGCUCAACAGGGUGGAUGAAAAAGGCAGGUUCAACGUCUGCGUGGUACCUGCUCUCAGACCUCUGGGCGUCUCUUCCAUCAGCUGUGGCGAAUCGCACACUGCUGUGUUGACAAAGGAUGGGAAAGUUUUCACUUUCGGAGAUGGGAGCCACGGUCAGCUCGGUCACAACUCCACCACCACUGAGGUUCGGCCCAGGCUGGUUGAUGGUCUCGGAGAGACGGCAUCCCAGGUUGCAUGUGGGAGACGUCACACUCUCGUGUUGACUUCUUCUGGACGUCUGUUUGCUUUUGGUAAUGGGGACAAAGGCCAGCUGGGAACAGGACAGCGAGACAGCAGCUCGUCCCCCUCCGUAGUUCAGCUUCCAUGGGCCUCAGACAGAGCUGCUGCCACACCUAGUGACUUGAAGUUAUCAGCUGGAUGGGACACAAACUUCAUUUACACUUCACCUGCAAAGACCUUCAACAAUGGACAACCAAUUGGGCGGCUGGACGAGACAAAACUACAGAAGUGGGUGGCAAAGAAGUGCAGCAAUAUCGAGGCCAAAAGAGAAAUCGAGUCCAUGUUUUACACAAGUUCAAGUCUUGUUGCAAGUUUCACAAAACCCGAAGGGGCUCCACUGGAAGCUGGUGCUCUAACUGUGGACGUGGAGGCUGCUCGUCAAGCCUUCGACCAGAUGUUGGCAGUCCCAUGGAUCAAGCAAACAGUAAAUCUGCAGGUCCUGACUGAAUUGCUCGUUGCCUCAAGACGUAAUUUAAAGUCACCAGAGAUUCUCCUGAUUUUUCUGACAUGUCCGCUGGUACAAGAAGACUCAAACGUCAUGAAUGUGAUUUUGCCUCUGGCUGUCGUUAUUGAGGAUCUCAGUGAGAAGACUCUGGAAACUUUGAAAAGCUCUUGGUCGUCUUUGUCGGCCACCAUUUUGAUCAGGCACAUCAUGGCCUUCAAAAACGCCCUGGCUUUCAUUCUGAAGAACGGCCUGUUGCAAACCCACAACCCAGGAGCCAAACUGCUGCUGAAAGUCCUGAAGCUCCUUUACAAAGCGAACAAAUCUGGGAAGUCUUUCAAAGUCCCACUGAGCACCUUUUACCUGGAGGAAAUCAUUGUUUCGGGAGCUAUUAAUGUAUUUGUGGACGUUGCUCUUUGGUUGUCGCUUUCCAAAGUAGAGGACAACGAGAAAACACCCGUCAUUUUCUGCCGCUACCCUUUCGUUUUCCCUCUGAUUUGUAAAGUUUCUGUCUUCAACAUCUUGGCACAUGUGAUGAAGGAAUCUCAUCAUGUUGUUCAUGAAAUGGGUAUAUCAUGGACUAAGGAGUUUCUUGGAAACAGCCUGGACUCCCCUGUCCCGGUCCUGCAGCUGAACCUGAGACGAACUCACCUGCUGGAGGACACCUUCAGACAUCUUGCUGCAGCCGAUCACGCUACAUUCAAAAGAGAGCUUGUGGUACAGUUUGUAGAUGACAGGAAGAUCAUGAACGUCAACAAGAAAGACUUUUUCCUCCAUGUGUUUGAUGAGCUCAUGGCUCCUGAAUCUCAAAUGUUUAUGUACAACGAGAGUCAGACUCUGGCUUGGUUCCCACCCAAGCUUCAAGUGGAGGAAAGGAAGUACUUCCUGUUUGGCGUUCUGUGUGGCCUGGCUCUUUACAACCACAACAUCGUUCACCUGCCGUUCCCGCUGGCGCUCUUCAAGAAGCUGCUCAGAGUCAAAACGUCCCUGGACGACAUGAAGGAGUUUGAUCCUGUCAUGGCAGAGUCAUGGAGGUGCAUGCUGGAGGAUUACACCCCCGAUGAAGUCGAAGCCCUGGAGACGACUUUCACUGUCUCCUGGGGUGGUGAGAAAGCUGAACUUGAUGAAAACAAACCCGGAAAACCUGUCACUGGAUCUAACAGGAAAGAAUUUGUCGCUGCCUUUGUCGACCAUGCCUUUAACAAAUCAGUGGAGGGAGUGUUUAAACUCUUCAAGGAAGGGUUUUUCAAAGUGUGCAACAUGGAUGUCGUGGAGUUCUUCCAGCCCGAGGAACUACAGGCAGUCAUGGUUGGCCAGGAGAACUACGACUGGGAGGUCUUCAAGGAGAACACAAUUUAUGAAGGAGAAUAUCAUGCUGAUCAUCCAACCAUCAUCACCUUUUGGAAGGUGUUUGAAAACCUCUCAGCAGAAGAGAAGAAAAAGUUCCUCCUGUUCCUCACAGGCUGUGACAGAGUCCCCUUCUUUGGAAUGGAGAACAUCAGGAUGAGAGUGGCCAUGUUGUUACAUGCCACAGAGAUCCACUUGCCUGAAUCCCUCACCUGCGAUAACUUGCUGCUGCUGCCCAACUACAGGCGAUACCCGGUUGAGAGGACGAUGGAGGCCAGGCUCCUUCAGGCCAUUAAUCACAACAGAGGCUUCUGGAAGAAAUAGAAAUCUUUCUCCAAACACACCAUAUUGCUUAUUUGUUUUUUUAUAAUGUGAAACAUCUGAAUAUUCUUUAACCUUCUAAACACAUUGCAGCGAUAUUAUCUGAGAUAUGCACACCUGUAAUAGUUACAUUUGAGAUUUUAUCCAUAUUUGUUCUUUGUAUUAUUUCUCUUGUAGAUUAUUGAAUGCUCUGCUUAAAAAAAGAGCAAUGAUUGUUAUUUCUGCACUGUAAGAGUAAAUAAACAUUCCACGUCAGCAACGCCUUACAGUUCUUUAUUUUGACAAAAAAUAUUAAACUGAUAAAAAUGUACAUCUGUGUCCAACAUGGUGGUUUGUAAAUUCUGAUUUGUUUCACAGGUCUGGGACAGUUUUCAUUUCUUUUUUUGUGUGUGUUGUUUUUACAAGAAUUGAGCACAUUUUGGCCAUUUUGUUGUGCAAAUUCAGCUACAAACAGUUUAAAAAUAAAAAUUUGACAUCA